UAAUAAAUAUGUUUAAAAAAAAAAAGAACGUGAGCAUGUGAUCUAGGCACCUCACGAGCAGUGCGUUUCCCCCGCACGCGCGGUAUAGCGGCGAUUCUCUCUCUCUCUCUCUCUAUACACACACACACACACACACACUCAACGACCUGCACUCUCUGGUCGGAGAGGAGAGGAAUCGCCCGCGUGGUGGGGAAUGUUUUCACACGCAUGCACGUGGUAAAUAACGGAUUUAUCAGACGGCAGCUCGUGCGAAGGGAAAAAAGGCGGAGAGAGAAAGAGGAGGAAAAAUAAUAAUAAUAACGGAGACCUGCACCGAAAACGCCGCUCACACACACACACACACACACACACACAAUGCACACACGCACACAGCGCGCGCGCGCAAAAUCCUUCAAGAGAUGAGCGCGAGGCUUUUUUGAAUCCUUGCGCGAGCGCGUCUCAGCCGGCGCGAGCCGUUGGCCGUUGGGGGAAUUUAAACUGUAACGGAAGAAAAAAAAAUAGAUUACGUUUGUUUUAUUUUUAUUUUAUUUUAUUUAUUUCUUCAUUAUUUUUAUUAUUAUUUUAGCGUCGCGACUGUAAAACACACAGAAGGACUACGGAGAAACGCUACCUUUGUGUGUGUGUCAUCAUGAAAAUACGCCACUACAAUGAAAGUUUGCCAUCAUCUGCCGAACAAGCAGCCUGGUGUGACUCCUCAGAGCUGAUGAUUAUUUUUUUCCCCCUCCUAUCUGAACACAUCUGAACUGAAACAAGAACCGGAAGUUUACACGAUGAAGAGGAGGCAGAAGCGCGUGCUGCAGAUGGCGUUUUUAUUUACGCUGGCUCUCAUUUUCUUGCCCAACGUGGGUCUGUGGUCACUGUACAGAGAGAAACACCUGAUGAAGGCGCACGAAGGAGACGAGCAGGGGUUUGCGCUCGGACUGGGUGAUGGACACGUUUACAGCUGGACAGACGGCUUGAGGAGGAGAGACUGGCACGACAACGAGAGCAUCCGGAGAGAUGAGAUGCGAGUCGGUAAAGGCGAGCAGGGGAAGCCGUACCCGCUAGCCGAGGAUGAGUGUGACGACUCUGUGUAUAAAGAGAACGGCUUUAACAUUUACGUGAGCAACAACAUCGCACUGGAUCGCUCGCUGCCUGACAUCAGACACCCCAACUGUAAGCAGAAGCUGUACCUGGAGAAUCUCCCCAACACCAGCAUCAUUAUCCCGUUCCAUAACGAGGGCUGGAGUUCGCUUCUCCGCACCGUCCACAGCAUCGUGAACCGAACUCCAGAUCACCUGAUUGCUGAGAUUGUUCUGGUGGAUGACUACAGUGAUCGAGAGCACCUAGGGGUCCGUCUGGAGGAGUACAUGUCCAGAUUUCCGAAGGUGCGGAUCGUACGAACGAAGAAGCGUGAGGGUUUGAUACGCACUCGCCUCCUGGGAGCGUCUGUGGCUAAAGGGGAAGUGCUCACCUUCCUAGACUCGCACUGCGAGGCCAACAUCAACUGGCUGCCUCCUCUGCUCGACCAGAUAGCCCAGAACCCCAAGACCAUUGUGUGUCCUAUGAUUGACGUCAUCGACCACAACCACUUUGGAUAUGAAGCUCAAGCUGGAGAUGCUAUGCGAGGAGCUUUUGACUGGGAGAUGUACUACAAACGCAUCCCUAUCCCUCCCGAGCUCCAGGGACCCGACCUCAGCGACCCUUACGAGUCUCCAGUGAUGGCUGGUGGUCUGUUUGCUGUGAAUCGUCAGUGGUUCUGGGAGCUGGGAGGCUAUGAUACAGGCCUGGAGAUCUGGGGAGGAGAGCAGUACGAGAUUUCAUUCAAGGUGUGGAUGUGUGGAGGCAGUAUGUAUGACGUGCCAUGCUCCAGAGUGGGCCACAUCUACAGGAAGUACGUACCCUACAAAGUGCCCUCAGGAACGAGCCUGGCCCGAAAUCUGAAGCGAGUGGCAGAGACAUGGAUGGAUGAGUACACGGAGUACAUCUACCAGCGGCGUCCGGAGUAUCGCCACCUGUCCACGGGAGACCUGACCGCUCAGAAGGAACUGCGCAAACACCUCAAGUGUAAAGACUUCAAAUGGUACAUGAACACGGUGGCGUGGGACCUGCCCAAAUACUACCCUCCUGUAGAGCCCUUACCUGCCGCCUGGGGAGAGAUCCGCAACGCAGCGUCAGGGUUGUGUAUCGACUCCAAACACGGCUCGACAGGAACAGAGCUCCGUCUGGACAGCUGCCUGAAAGAGGGAGCAGAGAGAACUUGGGCACAUGAACAGAUCUUCACCUUUGGCUGGAGGGAGGACAUCAGGCCCGGGGAUCCUCUACACACCAGGAAGUUGUGUUUUGACGCCAUCUCUCAAAGCAGUCCUGUCACUCUGUACGACUGCCACGGCAUGAGGGGCAACCAGCACUGGAGCUACCGCAGGGAUAAGUCUCUUUACCACCCAGUGAGCAGCGGAUGCAUGGACUGCAGCCCCUCAGAUAAGCGGAUUUUCAUGAACAAGUGCAAUCCCGAGUCUGCGACACAGCAGUGGCUAUUCCAGAGAGUCAACGUCACCAUCCUGGACAAAUUCAACAGCGCCACCACUUCCUAGGACCCUCGGAAACGCAGCCAGCCAGUGGACUGGCUCCCAGAAUCCUUAGCGAGGGGGGUAGAUUUACUUAGUGUCUGAGUGUGGCCCCCCAUACCUCCUCCCCCUCCUCCCAAAAUGCCCACACGUGCAGGAGCAGACGAGGAAGGGGCGGCUCGUGAGCGAGGGAAUUGGGAUGGGGCCGAACCUGGAAGACUAAUGCGACACUCAGAUGGCGUGCAGGUCAAGGAGAACCUGUUCACAGCCAAACUCUCUCUCUCUCUCUUUCUGUCUCUCUCUCUUUCUCUCGUUCUUUUUUCAGCUUGGCCCCAGUCAUUUCUAACACAACAGUGCUCUGUUUAAAUAUCGUUCCUCCUCACUCUAUCGAUAGCGCAUGGUGGAUUUGUACUAUACCAGAGACCGGAAGUGACGUUUUAGCAUCUCUGUGGUUAAGAGGAGGUCUGUUCGAAACUGUAUAUUUAUUUCUAUUUAUUUGGUCGUAUUUUUGCAAGGAUAAAUUAUUCUGUGUGUAAUUGACUUUGUUUAACCUCCACCAAGGGUAAGGCUAGAAAUCAGAUUUGCCCCACGGAGCUGGAGAUGAUAGGAUUAAAUAUUUUCCUUGUUUGUUUAUUUUUUUUGUUUUCUUUUCUUUCACUGAGAAUCAUGCCCUUUCCUGCCCUAGUUCCUACCAUGGAAAUUCUAAAUAAAGCAAAAAAAAAAAUGAGUAAGAAUG
Molecule: messenger RNA, 3282 nt
Organism: Hemibagrus wyckioides
Lineage: Eukaryota; Metazoa; Chordata; Actinopteri; Siluriformes; Bagridae
Product: polypeptide N-acetylgalactosaminyltransferase-like 6
Exons: 13
Coding region: 771-2573 (600 amino acids)
Cellular component (GO): Golgi apparatus
Source: RefSeq, a predicted model, not a curated record